Molecule: messenger RNA, 1805 nt
Organism: Musca vetustissima
Lineage: Eukaryota; Metazoa; Arthropoda; Insecta; Diptera; Muscidae
Gene: Wee1
Product: wee1-like protein kinase
Exons: 6
Coding region: 66-1805 (579 amino acids)
Biological process (GO): protein phosphorylation; mitotic cell cycle
Cellular component (GO): nucleus
Molecular function (GO): magnesium ion binding; non-membrane spanning protein tyrosine kinase activity; ATP binding
Source: RefSeq, a predicted model, not a curated record
UGGCAUUUCGUUCGCGUUUACAAAAUAAUAGUGGUGGUAGUUCAAUAGAACAGCUCGAAAUUGAAAUGUGUUCGCCUUCAUCGUCGCCUCCAAUACCUGUUUCUCCAGUGUGUACGACUAUUUUACCACGAAAAUUAAGGUUUGCAUCACCUAGUCGAGACGAGGACGACGAAGGAACAAGUGGCAGUGAUGAUAGUCCGUUUAAGACGAAGUCUGACAACAACAAUGAAAGUGACAAAACUCCAACAACAAUGUGUAUAUCGCCACCAUACCGCAAAGUACGUGCCUUGAGACUCUUUGACACGCCUGCAACACCGAAAACUAUUUUGGAACACUCUUUAAAUCACUUAUCACUGGCUGCAGCUUCAGAUAUUACCAAACGACAGGAAUCACUUUUUCUUAAGACAGCUGAAAGACCACGAUCGCUACCAUUACACAAUCGUGCCUUGGACAAUGUUAUGCAACAGCAAACAGCUAAUGUAAAUCCAUUUACACCCGAUAGUCUUAUGGCCCAUAAUAAAAAACGCUGCAGAACUCAAAUUGGUCGUGAGAAUUUAAGUAACCGCUCACUGCAAAUGUUUCUAAAUAGCGAUGAGGAUAUGAACAAUGAUAAUGAGCAAUCAUCGGAAAUGCAUCAAGCUCCCAAAAGACUGGCUUUACAAGAUACUAACAUCAGCCGAUACAAAAAAGAAUUUGUUGAAUUAUCUGUAAUUGGAAUUGGUGAAUUUGGAAUGGUUUAUCAAUGCUUAAAUCGUUUAGACGGUUGCAUAUAUGCAAUUAAAAAAAGCAUUAAGCCUGUUGCUGGCAGUUCAUUUGAGAAACAAGCACUUAAUGAAGUAUGGGCCCAUGCGGUUUUAGGAAAACACGAUAAUGUCGUCCGUUAUUAUUCUGCCUGGGCUGAAGACAAUCAUAUGCUGAUACAAAAUGAGUAUUGUAAUGGCGGUAGUUUACAAUCUUUACUACAAAAACGUUGUUUAGUAGAAUCCGAACUCAGGAUACUUCUACUGCAUGUGGCCGAGGGAUUGCGUUAUAUACAUUCCAAUGAUUUAGUCCACAUGGACUUAAAAUCGGGAAAUAUAUUUUUAACUAAAGUUCCUUCGGUACAUAAGACAGCAAUGCCACCACUUACAAAGGAGUGUUAUGAAACCGGCAUGGAUGGCAUUUAUGAAGAAUUAAGUAACUCGGAAUGGUUAAUUACGUACAAAAUUGGAGACUUGGGACAUGUUACAUCGGUUAAAGAACCAUGUGUGGAGGAAGGUGAUUGCCGUUAUCUGCCAAAAGAAAUACUCGAAGAUGAUUUUUCGAAUUUAUUUAAAGCCGACAUUUUUGCUCUUGGCUUGACGCUGUACGAGGCUGCUGGUGGUGGUCCAUUGCCGAAAAAUGGCCCAGAAUGGCACGAUCUAAGAAAUAACAAAGUACCCGAUAUUCCAACCUUAAGCAGAGAAUUUAACGACUUAAUAAAAAUUAUGACACAUUCUGAUCCAGAGAAAAGGCCAUCAUCUACGUCGAUAUUUAAUCAUUCCGUUCUGAAUUCUCUGGAAUCAAAAAGCAAAGCACAACUCAGCCAGGAAUUAACAAUUGAAAAACGUAAAAAUGAAAUACUUUUACGCAAGCUGAGAGAAGCACGAAAAACAAUCAAGGCAUAUGAACAAAAUGCAAAAAGUAAGACAACUCCCCAAAGGUUAACAGAUCAGCGCUGUCUUCGCUCACUUACGCGUAAGAAACACAGCACACCUAGUUUGAACAGCAAAUUGGAGAGCCUGCGAGACCGCAAUAAAAAUGUUAUUAACAAUUUUAAGUACUAA